AUGGACGUAGAAUUUGGAGUACCACAGGGUUCUGUGCUCGGACCCAACCUUUUCGCGUUAUUCAUUAAUGACAUGCCAAAUAUAAUAGAAGGAGAAGAAGACGCAGAAAUAGAAGUAUUUGCGGACGAUACAACCAUUUAUGUCGUAGGACCAACAGUAGACAUUGUAACAUCGAGAUUAAACGAGAUUUUAUGCAAAUUUUGGGAUUGGUGUAUUAAUAAUUCACUUUCACCCCAUCCAGGAAAAACGGAAUUCAUGUUAAUGAAGGGAAAAUCAUUUAUAGGCCCUGUUAGGGCAACAAAACUAGGGACUUAUGUAAUCAAACAAGUACAGUCGACAAGAUGCUUAGGGAUGGAGUUGGACGACGAAAUGAAGUGGUCCAAACAUGUCUUGAAUACAAUAAAAUCCUUCUCUCAGAAAAUCAAUCUUCUGAAAUCCCUGUAUUUUCUGCCAAAGAAAGCUAGGAUAGACUUUUACAAUAAAGUUAUACUCCCGUCGAUAACUUAUGGCAUUAUUCUAUGGGGAUCAUGUAACAAGAGUCUAUUCAAUGACCUUGAAAAGAUGCAUGUGCGAGCAGCAAAAAUCAUUUUCUGCCUGAACUGGAACACACCCACAAAUGAUGUUAUAACAAUUUGCAAUUGGAAAACACUUAGAAGAACAUAUUUAGAAUCGUUGGCAAAGUUGACUCAAAAGAGUUAUUAUCAAGUCGUUCCUACGGCUAUAGCUGAUCUCUUU
Molecule: messenger RNA, 735 nt
Organism: Paramuricea clavata
Lineage: Eukaryota; Metazoa; Cnidaria; Anthozoa; Malacalcyonacea; Plexauridae
Source: the annotation of a GenBank genome assembly